Molecule: messenger RNA, 1495 nt
Organism: Aegilops tauschii subsp. strangulata
Lineage: Eukaryota; Viridiplantae; Streptophyta; Magnoliopsida; Poales; Poaceae
Product: cysteine-rich receptor-like protein kinase 10
Biological process (GO): protein phosphorylation
Cellular component (GO): plasma membrane
Molecular function (GO): protein serine/threonine kinase activity; ATP binding
Source: RefSeq, a predicted model, not a curated record
GACGAAUACAAGAUCUCCGGGCUGACCUAGCCAAACAUGGCGGCCAAACUCUAAGGAUAAAGCGUACUUUGCGAGAUUAUGGGCCUCCUCAUUUGAGGUCCUGAACUCAUGACUAAAAAAGCAAGAAGAAAAAUUACUAGAGAUCGUAACUUGAAGAUUUUGGUCAACGCCAUCAUCGUCCCUCUACUAGCAACUUUAUUCUGCUUCAUUGUUUGCUUUGUAUUGAUCAGAGCACACAAGAAAGAAAAGGCUGGCUUGCAGGACAAGCCUAACAUAAAUGUCAACGAAGAUGAAUUAGUUUGGGGGUUAGAAGGAAAGGAUUCAGAGUUCACUUUUUUCGACUUCUCGCAAAUAUCGAAUGCUACAAGUAACUUCUCAGACGAAAAUAAAUUGGGACAAGGGGGCUUUGGCCCUGUAUACAAGGGCCAGUUUCCAGAUGGGCGGGAGAUGGCUAUUAAGAGACUUGCUUCAAAUUCUGGACAAGGUUUCACAGAGUUCAAAAAUGAAGUCCAACUCAUAGCCAAGCUCCAGCAUACAAAUUUGGUUAGGCUCUUGGGAUGUUGCUCUCAACGGCGGGAGAAAAUGGUGAUAUACGAAUAUUUGCCAAAUAAGAGUUUGGACUUCUUUAUUUUUGCAGAUGACACAAAAAGGGCUUUACUAAAGUGGAAUAAACGCCUAGCAAUAAUUGAAGGCAUAGCGCAAGGGCUUCUAUAUUUGCACAAGCACUCUCGGUUGCGGGUCAUACGCAGAGAUCUGAAAGCAAGCAACAUUCUAUUGGACAAUGAAAUGCAACCUAAAAUUUCAGAUUUUGGACUUGCAAAGAUAUUCAGCUCAGAUGAUAUUGAAGGAAACACAACAAGGAUUGUUGGGACAUAUGGUUAUAUGGCUCGGCUCCUGAGUAUGCUUCUGCUGGAAUCUUUCUCCACCAAAUCUGACGUAUUCAGCUUCGGUGUACUAAUUCUUGAGAUAAUUAGUGGAAAAAGAAACUCGUGUUUCGACCAACAAGGGAGCUUCUUCAACCUUCUUGGGGACACAUGGAAGUCAUGGAAGGAAAAAAGGUGCCUUGAGCUCCUAGAUGCAUCGCUGGCUUUGGAUAUUUCUUCAUCAGAUAUAAUGAGAUGCGUUAGUAUUGCACUAAGCUGUGUGCAAGAGAAUGCAGAUGACCAGCCCACCAUGUCAGACGUAGUGUCUAUGUUAAGUACUGAGAACAUGACCCUUCCUGAACCUAACAAUCGGGCCUAUUUCCAAGUAAGGGUAAGAAAGGAAGUAGCGUCAAUAGUUCUAGGGCCAUCAAGCAGUAAUGAGAUGACAAUAUCUGUGCUAUGUAGUAGAUAGAUUAUUUGUUAAUUAUUUGAGAUUUCAUGAUAUUGUUUGAGAAGAUCAUUUUUUUUUCUGGCACGGGAAGAUUUUGUGUAUCUCCAAGGUUCAUAUUAAAAAACAAUGUAUGUACUAUGUAAAUUGUCAUUUUAUUGUUAGCUUACCAAAUAACCAAGAU